GGGUGCUGGUGCUGCUGGCAUGUCUACGGCCUACCAUUUAUCACAACAUCCCAACAAAUUUGAUGUUACAUUGAUUGACGCCGUCGACUACUGCGGCGGACAAGCGUUCUCAAUCCCAUUAGACAAGAAAUACCAUGGCGCUUCGUGGUGCAAUCAGGGAGUUCAGGGUGGCUCCUACAUUUUCCACCAUACGUUGACCAUGUUUCAUCGACAGGGUUUCCACGCAGACCCUGUAAAUCUCCAGGUUUCUUUCGGAAAGGAUGACAUUUUCUGGUCCAAUGUAUUCCCCACGAAACUUCUAGCGCGGCAUCAGAGAGAAGUUAGACGCUUGCCAACGAUAUUGAAGGUGAUGCGUUGGUUCGAGAUAUUCUUCGCCCUACUCCCACUCAAAUUCGUCCUCAAGCUGUUCAGGUUCUCGGAGGAAUUCGCCAACACAAUUGCCCUACCCAUGACGGCCCUCUUCCUAGGUACCGGAAACGCGACCCCGGAAGUCCCCGCUAUCAUGUUCGAGCGCUUGUGCACGUCGCCGACGUAUGGCAUGUGGUAUGCCCCGGACGAAAACACGGUCGUUAGGAACCAACCGCCGAUGGUGGUGUUCCCCAACUUCUCCGAGUUUUACGAUGCUUGGCGGAAGGAUCUCGUAACGCGUGGCGUGACGGUUCGCCUAUCAACGGAGCUAAGGGAGAUCGUUGAGAGGAGUAAUCGCGGGGUGAUCGUUAAGCUCAAAUCACGUACUCCGGCGGAUGAUGGGCAUAAUCCUACUGGCGGAGACCCCGGUGCUCCGCUUAUUGAGGAGGUUUUCGAUGAGAUCGUGAUGUGCUGCUUGGCUGAUAUCGCGAAGAAGGUAUUGGGUAGAGCGGCUUCUUGGAGGGAGAGACGGGUGCUGGGGUCGGCUAAGUUUAGUGAUGAUAUUACGAUUACGCAUAAUGAUGCGGAUUAUAUGAAAAACCAUUAUGAGAAUUUUUAUCGCGGGGACUUAUCUGUUUCGAAGAUAAACGGUGUUGACCAGACUGAACGUUUGGACUUUGCGACGAAUAAUUUUCGGCCGAUGUAUUACAUUAAGAUGUACCCGGAGGAUAAGUCGAAGCUUGAGAUGUGUUUCGACACGACGAACUACCAGAGCCAGUUUCCGGAUAAGGCGCCUUUCGAACAACAUGUUUUCCAGACCAUCUAUCUAAACAAAGACCGCGACAGGAAGUUGUGGACGGAUCAUGAGAUUAAGGAGGACAAAAUUAUUAGGAAGGAUUGCUGGCAUCAGCUGUGCCACAGCUACACACAUUACCUGUUCGUCGUGCCAUGGAUGAUGUUUCUCCAAGCCAAGAACCACACCCGCUUCGCGGCUGCCUGGACCCUGGUCAACGCCCACGAGGUCGCAGUCAUGUCUGGUAUAGCGGCGGCCGUCGAUCUCGGUGCCGAGUAUCCGGCGGACCUCGAACAUGACAAGUUUGCGUUUCUCUGCUUCCGGCUGUACUACCUGCUCAGUUACGGCAAGUGGUACAGACGCAGAUACACGAAGCAGCAGAAACAGAAGCAAGGUGAACCAAUUACGGAGGCCGCGAAACAGGGUAGUACCUGGGCGACGGGGUUAUACGGGAGUGUAUACGAGGGUCCCGGAGUAUCCAAGACGGAGCGGCAGACGUGGAGGGAGGGGCUCAACAAGGGUACGAGUACAGACAACUUGGCCGAUUGCAACGCAUCCGGGCGGAGCCAACCUUGAUUAUUACUGGUUAGGCGGGAGGCCUCAGUCUAGUCUUUACAACUGGAGUUAACAG
Molecule: messenger RNA, 1772 nt
Organism: Hypoxylon trugodes
Lineage: Eukaryota; Fungi; Ascomycota; Sordariomycetes; Xylariales; Hypoxylaceae
Product: FAD/NAD(P)-binding domain-containing protein
Exons: 2
Coding region: 20-1717 (565 amino acids)
Molecular function (GO): oxidoreductase activity
Source: RefSeq, a predicted model, not a curated record